AGGGCGCUAAUGGCCCAGUUCCGGGAACUCACCGAACCGGCUGUCGAGAGCGUAUCUAGCGCGGUUCUUAGAGGGAGACAGACUGACAGCCCAGAAAAGAGUUAGAGCUGUUCCUUGGGAACUCUGCUGCUACAUAUAGGCAAAGCAGCGACUUGGUUCCUUGAACAAUCCAGUGCCGAACGCCUGCUGGUGCCAGUCCCUGAGCUUGGCACUGUGGGGGCCUCUGAAGAUCUAAAGUAGCAUGGAUCUACCUGUGGAUGAGUGGAAAGCAUACGUACUCAGGAAAUGGUCUUUGCUUCCAACGCCCAUUCAGGACACAAUUUCUGCAGCAGAGACUUUGAGUGAUAUCUUCCUUCACUGCUCUUCGCUUUUUCAACCUGAAGAUGAGAUGUUUUUGGAAAGACUUUCUAGAGGUUACUCAUUGGGAAAGGACUCCAACGCUUCCCUUUUCUGCAAAGAAGGAGGAAACAGAAAAUUUCAGGAGAAGGAUUAUAUGGGAGCAGCAGUGUUGUACUCUAAGGGAGUAUCGCAUUCAAGGCCUAACACCGAGGCCAUCUCACUGUGUUAUGCCAAUCGCUCUGCAGCCCUCUUCCACCUGGGCCAGUAUGAGACGUGUCUUGAAGACAUUAUCAGAGCCCAGAGUCAUGGGUAUCCAGAAAGAUUGCAACCCAAGAUGAUGUUGCGUAAGGCAGAGUGUCUGGUGACUCUGGGCAGGCUACAGGAAGCCAGCCAGACCAUCAGUGAUCUUGAAGGUAUCUUCGCUGCCAGACCAACACUAGCAGCUUCCCACUUUCAGGUUCUGCAGAGAAACCUUCAUCAUCUGAAAACAAAAGUACAAGAAAAGGAGAAUAUCUCAGAAACCUUCCCAGCAGCUCCAACCAAAGCGUUCAAGGAUAUGGACCUAAUGGAAGAGAGUGAACAAAUUCCCAGUGCAUCAUCAUCUGUCAGCUUAUGUACAGACCCUUUAAAAGGCCGCUAUCUGAUUGCCACAAAAGAUAUUCUCCCAGGAGAGAUCCUGGUGAAGGAGGACGCUUUUGUGAGUGUCCUUAACCCAGGAGAAAUGCCACAGCUACACCAUGGCCUCGAGAGCAAGUGGGACACCAGAGUUACCAAUGGGGACCUCCACUGUCACCGAUGUUUGAAGCACACUUUGGCCACGGUGCCCUGUGAUCAGUGCAGCUAUGCCAAGUACUGCAGCCAAGAGUGCAUGCAGCAGGCCUGGGAGCUCUACCACAGUGUAGAGUGUCCCCAAGGGGGUCUGCUUCUCACACUGGGUGUCUUUUGUCACAUUGCCCUGAGAGCGACACUUUUAGCUAGAUUUGAAGAUAGUGGUAAAGUCAUAAGGAAGCUUUGUGGUGAGAUUAGUAACAAGGACAUCUGUUUACCUGAAAGUGAGAAUAUGCUCAAAACACUCAGUUGCAACCUGGGGGAGAAUGAGGAAAAUGGUAAAAUUGUUGAGACCCCAAUUCCUGGAUGUGAUAUUAAUGGAAAAUAUGAAAAUAAUUAUAAUGCUGUCUUCAAUCUUUUGCCCCAUACUGAAAACCAUAGCCCAGAGCACAAAUUCCUCUGUGCUCUGAGUGUUGCUGCACUGUGCAGGCAGCUAGAAGCAGCCAGUUUUUGGGCCCUCAAACCAGAUCUGAAGUCCUCUAAGCCAAAAGCAGCAGUGACUCCUGCAUUGUCUCCAGAGUUGAACAUUUGGGGAGUGGUGAUGUUGAGACACGUGUUACAGCUGCAGUGUAAUGCCCAGGCAAUAACUACCAUACAACAGACAGGAUCUAAAGAGAGCAUCAUUACCGACAGCAGGCAAGUACGACUUGCCACAGGCAUCUUCCCUGUCGUCAGCCUCCUGAACCAUUCCUGCAGCCCCAACACCAGUGUGUCCUUCAUUAGCACUGUCGCUACCAUUCGGGCUUCGCAGCAGAUUGGAAAAGGGCAGGAGAUUCUCCACUGCUAUGGGCCUCACGAGAGCCGGAUGGGUGUUGCCGAAAGGCAGCAGAAGCUGAGAUCUCAGUAUUUCUUUGAAUGCAACUGCCCAGCAUGUCAUGAGGAGCCCAGAGCCACUGCAGGGCCCAGGUGGGAAGCAUUCUGUUGUCACAGUUGCAGAGCUGUCAUGCAGGGAGAUGAUGUCCUGAGCUGUGGCAACAGAUCUUGUAUGGAAUCAGUCAGCAGGGGUCACCUAGUCUCUCGGUUACAGGACCUUCAGCAGCAGGUUGGGAUGGCCCAGAAGCUUCUCAGAAAUGGUAAAUUAGAGCAAGCCAUUCAACAGUUGUUGGGAUGCCAGCGUGAUGCUGAGAGUUUCUUGUCAGCAGAACACACCAUGGUAGGAGAAAUAGAGGAUGACCUGGCCCAGGCCUAUGCUGCCUUAGGGGACUGGCAGAAGUCAGCUACCCACCUACAGAAGAGUCUCCGAGUGGUUGAGGUUCGCCAUGGGCCAUCCAGUAUUGAAAUGGGCCAUGAGCUCUUCAAGUUAGCCCAAAUCUUUUUCAAUGGGCGUGCAGUACCCGAAGCUCUGAACACAAUACAAAAGGCAGAAAAGGUUCUGUCGAUUCACUGUGACCCUUGGAGUGACGAGAUUGAGGAGCUACGAAAGAUGCGAUCCUGUUUAUUGAACUUGCCGCCCGUCCCUGUGGGGCCUUCAGGGUAGGAUUCCGAGGGGACUUUGAUGCACAGGGAAGGAUCCCGUAGAAGACGAGUUGACGAGGUUCUGUGCUGCUGAGCUGUUGCCGGGAAAUACAAGACUUGCUCGAAAGCCUGGUUUAUGAGGGGAGGAAGGACUCCGAAAGCACCUCAGUCGGAGAGAGACGUUCACCUAUUUUAAUGAGUGUUUCUUAAAUAGUUAACUGCCCUCCCGUAAAAACUCCCAGUUUCCAGAAAAUAGAUAAAACCAGUAUCUGGAGAGUCCAAAACCUUCAGAGAUUUUAGCUGAUCUGCAGGCAUCUGGGUGUUAGCCUUGGGCUCUGGCUAGAUUCCACCUCACUAAAUGAUGGUAGUCCUUUUUCCUGGAACAUUCCUGUGGUUUCUAGUAGUAAUGAAAUGUUAUAUACCACUCUAGGGGGGACUUAAACUCCUAGUAGUUGUAUUGUAAUUGAAAAAAUAAUUAUAAAGCAAGAAGUAAGUGAGGCUCCUUACCCCUAGAGACACACACACUUUCAGUUACGGUGUCUUGCUUCCUUGAAUCCUUUGUUAACACUGAUGGGUUAUAAAUUGUGAAUAGAGCAAUAAAUAUGAGGCCAUAAAUAUAAUAUAUAAAUAAAUACAAUAUAAAUACAAUAAAUGUGCCCCUUAUUGUUGGGCAGUCUCUUCCUGGGAUAGCCACUCUGUAUUUGUUUUCACCAGUCUUCCAGCCCUGAUUGUCUGGCUUCCGUUCUAUACUCUAGACAGACUCCCUGAUCAAACACUCAUAAAAUCAACCUUGUAGUAAUGACUUUACAACACGUGUGCCUCCUUUCUGAGUUCUUCUAUUUAUUAGCAAGCCUGAAAAGAGAUUUUUUUUUUCCUACCAGACCUCCCCAAGCUGGCAAAUGAAAUGCAAACUGCAUUAAUACUGAGAAAGGGGGAAGAAAACUUCAGAAGAUGCCAAGGAUGUGGGCACUGUGCUUAUGAUUUCAAAUUUAUGAGACAGCAGGUAGGGAUGACAGCUCCCUUCCACCUGGCUGUGUAGUGACUGUCCAGACCCCAUCCCAGUCUGAGGGCAGUGGUGGUUCAGUGGUAGAAUCCUUGCUUUCUAUACAGGAGACUUGGAUUCAGUCCCUGGCCAGUGCACCUCAAGCACAGCCGCCAGCCAUCUGUCCGUGGAAGCUUGUGUGCCGCUAUGAUGUUGAACAGGUUUUAGCAGAGCUGCCAGACUAAGACAGACUAGGAAAAAAGGCCGGGUGAUCUGCUUCCAAAAAUCAGCCAGUCAAAGCCCUAUAGAUCACAGCAGUCCCAUCUUGUUGUGCAUGGGGUCACCAUGAUUUGGAGGCCAACUCAGUGGCAACUAACAACAACAGUAUCUAUCAAACCCCAUCCCAGGUAGAGGCUAGGAGACUCUCUGGGUCAGAGCCCUGAUUGCUGUAUCACUACUGUUGACCAAGUAGUUCAGAUGAACCAGUGGGAAAGAAUGCCAGGUCUAUUCUGCUUUGAGAGCAUGCCAACCCUGGCCAUGCCCAAGAAGUGCCAGUGGGUUGCCAUGGCUUUAUAACCAGCAAAUGAGUAGCCCUGAUGGUGCUUGGCAGUAGCUUUUCGAGAAGCUGAGUAUUUGGAAUGUAACUCUCAAACAGUUGUUGAAUGAAGGGCAAGAUUUCACUUAUCCUUUCUACUAACUCACAACAGAGUUUUUUUGGUCUGUUAACUCAUUCUGGCAAGGCAGUAGCCAGUGAUAUUUUUUUGUAGAGCUUACUUUUUCAAGAAAAAAACAUUUAGUUCUAUGAGCAAUUCUGUAGUAAUUCUCUUCCAAACAAUUGGCAUGUCUCAUGGUUCCCAAAAAAGGCUCUGUGGUACUUUGUAAAAUAGGUAUACUUCCUUAAAAAGAACGUCUUUAGAAUGUUUACAUAUCAGGUCCUCCUUUUUUCAUGCUUAAGAACUUUCUUUAAAUGCUCUAAAAUAUAAUUAUUUCCAAAAGUUAAAGAUUACCUCUCUUAUCUGUCCAUGUGUUAUCCUAUGACUGGGAGAUAACCUGUGCUUGCGUUAAAACCUAAAGUCUAGUUUAUUUAAGAGCGUGCUCCAGUGAUCAUAGCAGAAGAGAUACCUUCCUGGGGUGGGGAGGUAGUGGUCCUGGUACAUGAACACCCGCUAGAGCAGAGAAGCAGUCCCUGCAUUACACAAUGCAGAAAAC
This is a messenger RNA of Trichechus manatus latirostris (Florida manatee), 4813 nucleotides long. RefSeq names its product SET and MYND domain containing 4 (gene SMYD4). The coding region runs from base 242 to 2644 and encodes 800 amino acids. Gene Ontology annotation, cellular component: nucleus; cytoplasm. Lineage: Eukaryota; Metazoa; Chordata; Mammalia; Sirenia; Trichechidae. Gene Ontology annotation, biological process: heart development. The record is from RefSeq and is a predicted model, not a curated record. The transcript has 11 exons. Gene Ontology annotation, molecular function: histone deacetylase binding.